Molecule: messenger RNA, 993 nt
Organism: Manihot esculenta (cassava)
Lineage: Eukaryota; Viridiplantae; Streptophyta; Magnoliopsida; Malpighiales; Euphorbiaceae
Product: poly [ADP-ribose] polymerase tankyrase-2
Exons: 6
Coding region: 114-725 (203 amino acids)
Biological process (GO): protein ubiquitination; positive regulation of protein catabolic process
Molecular function (GO): protein binding
Source: RefSeq, a predicted model, not a curated record
UUGUAACUAUUGAGUUCGGAACGUCAUUUUCCCGGGUCGUGUAUCCGUCUACGUCCCUAGCUCCAAACUCCUCACUCCCUAAUCCCUUCGAGUUUCGAAGACUUGAGUUGACAAUGGCCGUGCACCGUGAUCGUCUAAUAGACUCAGAAGAUAACGAAGAAGAAAAUGGUCUCUUCGAAGAGGACGGUUUGAUCGUCCCUGAUUCUGAUAUUCCUCCUCAUCUCCAUGACCUUGCCCUCGCCGUUCAAGUCGGCGAUGUCAACGCCCUUCGCCGAGCUCUGGAUAACUUGAACGGAAGCAUUGAUGAACCAGUAGAGGAUGGAGACACAGCUCUUCAUCUCGUCUGUCUCUAUGGUUAUUUACCAUGUGUCCUGCUUCUCCUGGAAAGGGGAGCAAACUUGGAGGCAAAGGAUGAAGAUGGGGCAAUACCUUUGCAUGACGCAUGUGCCGGGGGCUUUACUGAAAUAGUCCAACUGUUGUUGAACAGUGCUAAUAGUGCAGUGCGGGUGAGAAGGAUGCUGGAAACAGUUGAUUCUGAUGGUGACACCCCUCUUCACCAUGCGGCGAGAGGUGAACAUGCAGAUGUUAUAAGAUUGCUGCUGGCUGCUGGUGCUUCUACAACAAAAACGAACAUAUACGGAAAGAACCCAAGUGAGCUACCAGACCCCAACUCGGAAGCUAAGAGGAUUUUGGAAUCUGCUGCUAGUGCCGUUUCAUGCCAGUAGGCUGUGACCAAAUGCUCCCUUGGAUAAAAGAGGAGGCUUUACCUUAUCUUGGUUUUUCAGCAUGGCUCGUAGCUGGUAAUUUUGUUGGCAUAUGUAGUUAGACAACAUUGCAGAAACAAAAACCUUUUGUUAAGGGAUUCACCCAGAUGGAAAAUAGAGAUUAGAGGUUACUUGAUUAAAGAUUUCAUAAUUCUAUUGUAAUUAUUUAUUUAUUAUUAUUAUUAUCCUGUUUUAGCUGAAGGAGAAAAACAAAGUCAUUAAUUUGCAC